Vicia villosa (hairy vetch) is the source of this 624-nucleotide messenger RNA. RefSeq lists its product as uncharacterized. Lineage: Eukaryota; Viridiplantae; Streptophyta; Magnoliopsida; Fabales; Fabaceae. Gene Ontology annotation, molecular function: helicase activity; ATP binding. The coding region runs from base 1 to 624 and encodes 207 amino acids. The record is from RefSeq and is a predicted model, not a curated record. The transcript has 2 exons.
AUGACUACCUCAAAAUCACUAACAAUCAGCUUCCAAUCAUCUUUAGGGGAAACCAAGGAUUACUACAGCUCAAAUUCCGUCGAUAGGUCUGAAAUUCAUGACACCAAUGUAGUCGAUAUACUCACAUCGGAGUUUCUCAGUUCCUUGACUACUUCAGGGUUGCCUAACCAUCUCAUUAGGUUGAAGGUAGGAACACCUGUUAUGCUUAUGCGUAACAUAGAUCAGUCGGAGGGUUUGUGUAACGGCACUAGGGUAAUGAUAACUAAGAUGGCAAACCAUGUCAUCGAGGCGAAAAUAAUGGCGGGAAAGUGUUGUGGAAACUUGGUCUACAUCCCUCGAAUGGAUAUGUCUCCCUCACAAUCCCCUUGGCCCUUCAAACUCAAACAGCGUCAAUUUCCAAUAAUUGUCUCAUAUGCAAUGACGAUCAAUAAAUCUCAAGGACAGUCUCUGGAUAAAGUAGGACUUUUUUUGCCACGAGACGUCUUCACUCAUGGCCAAAUAUAUGUGGCCCUGUCAAGGGUCACAACCAAGCAAGGAAUAAAAAUCCUGGUAUAUGACGAAAACGACAGGUUGAAGUCUACUACUGCAAAUGUUGUGUAUAAAGAUAUUUUCAACAAUAUAUAA